GUGUAAACAGAGUCUUGUCUCGGUGUAUUUUAGUGUUGAUGAUGGAUGUGAGGUGCUGUAAAUCAGUAGGAACUGAUCUGUCCAUGCUGGAUAUUGAUGAUUUCAUCACAGAAAUCUCUCAGCUGAAGAAAGAGGUGGCGUUACUGGAGACAAAGCUGAGGUUAAGAGGAGAUGAAGGACUGAAGAGAGAGGACUCCGAGCUCAGUCUGACUUUACUCUGUUAUACUGAGUCAAAGCCCACAGACGCUCAGGACACUACAGUGUGUGACAGUAAUCAGGGCUUACAGGAUGAGGAAUCUACUGAUCAAACCUCCACAGAGUCUCUGGAUUCUGUCUGGAACGCUGGAGAACAGCAGCAGAUCCUGCAGACCACAACCAAAAUUUGUUCAGUCAAAGUCACCGACUGCACAAACCUCAUGAUGAAGAUCAAAACUGAACCCAGAGCAGAUGAAUAUGAAGAGAAACACAAUGAUGGUCAUCAUUUUAUUCUUUCAGAUGUGAAGAGUGAAUUAUGUUUGGAUGAAGAAAUAAAGUCAAUGUCCCUUUCCUGCAUCACCGGUGGAGAGACAUUGAGCUCACAGAGACAUUUAGAGAGACAACAAACAGAACAGAAACUCUGCACCAGAUCUAAGAUCAGCUUUAAUACCUUACAAGAGAAGAGACUUCAUUCACAAGUGCACAGAGAGAAGAAGAAGUUUGAUUGUGAGCAGUGUGGGAAGGAUUUUUUCUUAUCUCAGCUAAAGGUUCACAUGAGGACACACAAUGGUGAAAAGUCUUUCUACUGCACUGAAUGUGGCAAAUAUUUCAGCACCAGAGGAAUCCUUGAUGUUCAUCAGAGAAUUCACACAGGAGAAAAACCAUACGAGUGUCCUCACUGUGAGAAGAGAUUCAGCUACAAACCUUAUCUGAAGAAACAUGUGCGUAUACACACCAAUGAGAGACCGUAUCAGUGCAGUGAAUGUGACAAAGCCUUUAGGGAUUCAGAUUCAUUAAAAUCACACCAGAAUAUUCACUCUGGAGAGAAACGCUAUCAAUGUUCACACUGUAAUAAAAGUUUUGGUCAUAAAUCGUAUCUGGAACGCCAUAAGAGAAUUCACACUGGAGAGAAACCUUACUUCUGCUCUCACUGUGGAAAGUGCUUCUCUGAUCCAAGUACUUUUAAAAUCCACCAGAGGGUUCACACUGGAGAGAAACCUCAUCACUGUAGUGUUUGUAAGAAGAGUUUUAAUCAACGCCACCAUUUGGUGGCACACCAGAGAAUUCAUACAGGUGAAAAACCUUUCAAAUGCUUUCAGUGUGAGAAGACGUUUACUCGAUUAGAUGGCCUGAGGACCCAUGAGAGACUUCACACUGGAGAGAAACCUCAUCACUGUAGUGUUUGUGAGAAGAGUUUUAAUCAACAUCACCAUUUAGUGAAUCAUGAGAGAACUCAUACAGGUGAAAAACCUUACAAAUGCUUUCAGUGUGAGAAGUCAUUUGCUCAUUUAACUUCCUUAAAAGUCCACCAGAGAUUUCACACUGGAGAGAAACCUUACGUCUGCCCGAUCUGUGGAAAGAGCUUCACUACUUCAUCUCAAGUUACAGUACAUAAGAGAGUUCACACUGGAGAGAAACCUUAUCACUGUAAUGUUUGUGGGAAGAGUUUUAAUCAACAUUACACUUUAGUGUCACACCAGAGAACUCAUACAGGUGAAAAAUCUUACAAAUGUGCUCAGUCAGCUUUCUUAAAGGGGUCAUAGCAUGAAAAUGUGACUUGUUGUUGUUUGAUGUUUUAGUGUUAUAAUUGGGUCCCUGUGCUUUUUCAACCUAGAAAAUGCAAAACAGAACAAUGCGGUUAUUAAAGAACAACACUGGUAUUUAGUCACACUAGACCUUAUGUCACUGCAUCAUUAUUACUGCUAAAAGAUUUUAAAAUAUGAAAACUACAUUACAGGAGCUUUCCAAUAAUAUAGUUAGUCAACAUUAUUUCAGAUUUUUAAUAGGAAAUACUGUUAUGAAUAUACAAUAAUUACUAAGCAUUUUUAUGGGGGGUUGUCAUGUAACAAAAAACUCACUAUAAUAUUACUUUUCUAAAGUAACGAGUAAUGUAAUGUAUUACAUUAAACAUACACAUUAAUAUUUGAGUUACUUUUUUAACAAAGUAAUGCGAGUUACUUUUCAGUUUAAGUAAUUUGAUUUAAAAAAAAAAAUACUGAAUUAAACUGUUACGCAGAAGUACGCACUCUAUGCGUGCACGCCUGAGCAGAAACAGAUUAAAUCAGAAACGGAGAUGGCAGGCCAGAGCUUGACAUUUUUGCGAUGGAAAUAUGCAAUUUCGGAAUGCAGAACUUUUCAGUCAUAAAAAAUAUCUUCAAGGCCUGAAAAAGAUCAAGCCUCAGCCAAGUAAGAAAAAGUUACACAAAAGUGACUUAAAAGCAGAGGUGUAAAAAGUAUUCAAAAAUGUUACUCAAGUGAAAGUACACGCACGGAGUGUAAAAUUUUUUCUCAAUUAAAAGUAUCUGGCCAGAAUCAUACUUGAGAAAAGUAAAAAAGUACAACAUUUAAAUUGUACUUUAGUAUUAAAAAGUAAAAGUAACAGGAAGAUUCUUGUUUAAGCUUUUAAUCUCUAAAAACAUGAAGUGAAUGAACCACAUACAAGGUUUUUAUACUGCUUAACUGUUUGUAUUUAAUUGUAUUUAUUUGUCAAACUAUAAGACUACUACCUAAUUUUAAUAUGCAACAUGCUACUCAAAGUUGUAAAACCUCGAAUUUAACUUGAGCAGAAGCUGAUUUUCAAAAUUCAAGCUUUGUCAAGCCCUUACAGGCAGCUGCAUAUUAGACCUUGUUCACACUGUCAGUACAAAUCCGAUUUUGGUGCAUAUCUGAUAGGAAUCCAAUCACAUUAAGAACAUGUGAACGACCAAAAACCACAUGAAAAUAGUUCAGAAAAACUGUUUCAGGCUACAAUUAGAGGCUGUUUGCACUUAACAUGCGUUUUCUUAGAUUGGAUCACAAGUGGACGAAGUUAAUGCCAGGUGUACACAUGUUCAAAACGUUUUGAACGCGUCCACUUUCGACUACUUUCAGCCACAUUCAGAGGUAGUCGAAACCACUUUCAAUCGGUCUGCUUUUGUGGUGUAAACGCACAUGUGGUUGAAUUUGUUCGAACAGCCACACGCGACCGCCUUCUCUCCGCCCAUAUAAUCUGAGGUACUAAACACAAUGUUUUACGUCUUUUCUGACUUCUGGCGUGAACACACGGUGCACAGCACUAUUUUUAGCCUUUCAUUGAUAAAACUAAAGCAUCUGAUCUCCGCAGUUUAAGUUUGCAAGCGUGUGAAAGUUGCGUGAUCUUAUUUCAUCAAUUGCGCUGAAAAUUCAGAGAAAGCUUUAACAUAUGCAUGUACAAAACACUGUGCAGCAUGUUUACUUACAACACAAGCAGCGGAUUCUGACAUAAUAUUAGUUUGCGUCCAUAUAAACUCAUAAUUACUCUCGCUCGCGUUUAAAUGACAACAGAGACUCGCCCAGUCGCAACAGACCACCCCCUCACAGUAUUCAAGACAGAAGCGGACGAAAGUGGACAAAAGAGAUCGAUUUAAAUACCAGGUGUAAACCUGAUGUGUCUCUCUCAUCCACUUGUGAUCCGAUCGACGAAAACACAUCUUAAUACCAAGUGUAAACAGCCCCUUAGUGGUGGUUUGAAAUAGUUUUUCAAAUUGCAUUUCCAGAAAUUAAUUUCAAUCUGACCGACCUGAUCGCAUUUGUGUAGCUUUUCGUUUAUGUCAUGCUGUUGUGUCACGUAAGAUGUAAACACGUCAGACAUCGAGGCAGAUUAUCAUGCCAGCGCGAUGUCAUUGCCAUAGAAACAGUGCAGAUAAUCAGGAAAAUGGCAGAAUGCUACAGGACACACAGAUCGGAUCUGAACAGUUGUGAUACACAAUAUGAACAGUGAGUCUGUCAAAUCAGAUAUAAACUGAAGGAUUUCUGGGAGGGGAGGGCCGAGGACUGGAAUUGAGAACCAGUGGCUUAAACCAAUCAAAAUCAUGACAUUUGACAUAAUGACGUAGUUUUAUAAUCUCUGUUAGAGUACAAAUAUCUGUGUAUUGUAAUGUAUGAGCAGAGCGUCUUAGUAACUCCUUGCGGAGUGUUUCGGCUGACUUCUGCUAAGUGAACUGCAAAGAAUUCUCUUCAGUAAAAUUUCUUCUGUUAAUUUCA
Messenger RNA from Paramisgurnus dabryanus, 4197 nucleotides. NCBI's taxonomy places the organism in Eukaryota, Metazoa, Chordata, Actinopteri, Cypriniformes, Cobitidae. The record is from RefSeq and is a predicted model, not a curated record.